GUACAAUGACACACCCUUUGCCCGAAAUAAUUCGAAGAAGCAGGAGAGUGUGAGAAAGGUAGACGAAGGAGAAGACAAAAAUUCAACUUAAAAAGGGGGAUUCUUGAGUCACGCACAGAAACCGAAGCGAAACUCGAAGAAUGCAGCCAACGUGCAACAGGGAACGUUCAAGGAUCAUCUUUUUACCCGUGAGUGUCGGAGAAAAAAUAAUUUCUAAACAAUACUCGACAAAUUAGCACAUAUGAAGCACCGGUAGACGAUUGCCCGACAUGUGAAAGAGUCACGACACGAUGUACGGCAGAACAUAUCACACACACAUUCGGUAUUUUAUGAGCGACGGUAGUUUCGUUGAAUAUUUUUUCAUUCUUGAUUUAUAGUUUCGCGACUCACGCGAGUGUAAGCAGACACAAAAUAUUUUUUUUAAAAAAUAAUUAUUAAAUAUUUAAUUUAAAAUUAAAUAAAUUUCCUAUUUUUCCGCAUUUUUCUGAAAAUAAAAAAAAUAUUAAAAAAAUAAAUAAUUAAAAAAAAAGCCAAACAUUCCAAAAAAUAUUUAAAAUAAAAAAUUAGAAAAAAAAUGUUUUGGCGAAAUGAAUUAAAAAUAAAUAAAUUUUCCUUAAACUACGACAAGCCAAUUGAUUUCUUAAGACCGCAAUGGCAAACAUCGUCAGAACGGCAAUCGAUUGUCUUUCUCUUCUACCGAUGGAUUUUCGCGAGUUUAUAUGUGACGACAUUCACUUAUGCAAUAAUUUCGCAUGUACUUUACAAAGGUCCGUUCAUCUAUUUUCCCAUUUAUCUCACGAAUUGGGGGAAUUCACUGAAUGCGAUAUACGCCGUGUGCACUUGUGCCGUUGUGACAUGCUCGUUUCUCUCGAACAAGUAUUAUGAAAGGAUGAAACACGAAACGCAGAUGCCGCUCAUUUUCAAGGUUAUUUGGUUCCUGCAGAGCAUUUGUCCUGUGAUCGCUAUCAAUAUUACGCUGCUCUAUUGGGGAUUUGUGCAUAAUAAAGGAGAUAAUGAAUUUCCUGUUGACACAUUGAACAUCCUGAACCAUGCAACAAAUUCAGCUUUCAUGAUUAUCGAAAUCCUGAUUAUUGCCAGUCCUGUCAGAAUCUUGCAUUUUAUCUAUCCGUUAGCGACGUUAGUGUCAUUUGCCGUUUUUACAAUCAUCUUUUACUUCAUGGAUUGGGUGAAUGUACGAGGUCAACCUUACAUCUACAAACAUUUGGAUUGGAAUCGCCCCAUUUGGACAGGCUCGAUGACGACAGGUGUUUUUGUGUUUGGAUGUUUUCUGCAUGUGUGCAUGUUUGCGCUAUAUCGACUAAAAAUCUCUCUAAUUAAGGAUGUGAGUCACACAUCGAAGGAAACGAAUAAUCUGCUGGGUGAUAAGGAAACAAGUAGUAUUACGAGGAAUAGUAAUGUUUAGAUGAAAAAAAGUGAAAUAAAUGCUUAAGAUCUCACGGGAAUUUCCAGAAAAUGCGAUUUUCUUAAUGUUU
Molecule: messenger RNA, 1493 nt
Organism: Culicoides brevitarsis
Lineage: Eukaryota; Metazoa; Arthropoda; Insecta; Diptera; Ceratopogonidae
Product: protein rolling stone-like
Exons: 6
Coding region: 575-1423 (282 amino acids)
Cellular component (GO): membrane
Source: RefSeq, a predicted model, not a curated record